AUGGCGACUCCCGAGACGCGGGUCGUCUCCGUCCAGCGCCUCAAUGAGGGUCCCGGAUCCCGGUCUUUAGCUGAAUGGUGGGCUGAAGAGAGAAAGCUUCAAACUCCCGAGGCCAAGGCCAUUGAAGAAGCUGCCCAGAUCCUCCGUACCAGCGAUAUCCCCGUCGCCUUCCCCACCGAGACAGUCUACGGUCUCGGCGCAGAUGCCACACGAAGCGCCUCCGUGCAGGGCAUCUACCGCGCAAAGCAAAGACCCUCGGAUAACCCACUCAUCGUGCACGUCGACUCUAUCGAAAUGCUAAACCGCCUGCUCAACCCCUCCCCGCAAAUCCCCAGCAGCCCCAGCUCGACCAAAACCCCGCGCAUCUCCAUCCCAGAGAUCUACGAACCACUCCUCGACCGCUUCUGGCCGGGCCCUCUAACAAUUAUCCUCCCGAACCCAUCCGGAUCCGACCUCGCCCCAGAAGUAACCUCCAACCUGACAACCUUUGGCGUCCGCAUGCCCUCCUCCGCACUAGCCCGCCUCCUCAUCCACGCAACUGACCGUCCCCUCGCCGCCCCCUCAGCCAACGCAUCCACUAAGCCCUCCCCAACAACAGCCCAACACGUAUACCACGACCUGCACGGCCGCAUCGAACUCAUCCUAGACGGCGGCGCCUCGGGUGUCGGCGUAGAAAGUACCGUCGUCGACGGCCUCUGCCACCCACCCGCCAUCCUCCGGCCCGGCGGCAUCGGCAUCGAAGAACUACGCACCUGUCCCGGAUGGGAAAGCGUCACAGUCGCAUACAACGACGGCACACUAGACGUGAAAGAAAUCCCACGGGCCCCGGGCAUGAAAUACAGGCACUACUCGCCGAAGGCGCGAGUCGUCCUCUUCGAAGCAGACUCGCAUCUAAACGGCGUAGUGCGACACGUGCAAAAGGAUCUACAAGAUAGCGCGAUCGGCGCACACAACAUCGGCAUUAUCCGCACGCGCAAUUGGCCCCAGGGCCUUGGGCUCGCUGCAUCCGACGUGCUGGCGUCCACGAUGAGACCUGUUUCAUCGGCGAUUGAGAAUCUGCAUAGUUUCCCCGUCCCCGUGCAGGAGACGGGUAGUCCUAGUAGUCGGACGAAGAUUGCGUAUGAUUAUCAUCUCGGAUCUGAUACGGGGGCGAUUGCGCAUGGAUUGUUUGCGGCGCUGCGGGCGCUGGAUGAAUUGGAUGUGGAUGUUAUUUAUGUGGAGGGGAUAUCGGAUCGGGAUGGGGAUCUGGCGGCUGCGGUGAUGAAUCGGUUGAGGAAGGCUGCUGGGGCGGAGAUGAAGGUGUAA
Messenger RNA from Penicillium cataractarum, 1305 nucleotides. Its product is annotated as L-threonylcarbamoyladenylate synthase. Gene Ontology annotation, molecular function: tRNA binding; nucleotidyltransferase activity; double-stranded RNA binding. NCBI's taxonomy places the organism in Eukaryota, Fungi, Ascomycota, Eurotiomycetes, Eurotiales, Aspergillaceae. The record is from RefSeq and is a predicted model, not a curated record. The transcript has a single exon. The coding region runs from base 1 to 1305 and encodes 434 amino acids. Gene Ontology annotation, biological process: regulation of translational fidelity. Gene Ontology annotation, cellular component: cytoplasm.